UCAUUGCUUUUCGACGACGCCGCACACGGACAUGGAGACAAAGAUCGCCGAGAAGCUACUCCUCGUGGGGGAUUUAUGCAUUUCCACCAUGGCUGUUGGCCUCUUCUGGUCGGCGUCUUCCGGAAACUUCCGAGAGAAGCUCUGGGAACAUGGAGGUAUUGAGGGUUGGAAUUCGAACCCGAACCUUCGGAUAUAUUUCUACGCGAACUACGAAGAACCGCCCGAGAUCCCGUUGAUCUGGUCACAGAGUCUCACCGACGCCACGCUCGCCGUUGCUCUGCUAUCCCUGGUCCUCCUGGCAGCCCGGGUGACCAUGGCAUAUUUUGGCCACAUGUCUCGGACCGUCUCGCUGAUCUACGACGCCUUGCUCGUCUUCUUCUGGCUCCACAGCAUCGAAUCGCAGGCGUCGGGCGACUUUUCAGACCCCGAGCACCCGAGCCCUCGUCCAUGGUACCUGACGCGCAGCUGUCGGAGUCACGUGGCGACGUCUUGCCGGGUUGCCCAGGCCAGCUUUGCGAUAUCGAUCCUCGCGGCGCUCUUUUACGGCGUAAGGCUUCUGAUCACAGCUGCGGGGGCUGUGAAAGCCUAUCGGGAGUAUCGAAAGGGCGGGUAUCGACUUGGUCCGGUGGAUCUGGACCUCGCGAAUGGCGAAGAUUGGGCUUCCCAAGGGGCUGGUUCGGACAGUGAAGGAAAGCAGCAUAUGUACCGGGAUUACCUUAGCCCCGUGCUUGCUUUCUUCCCAGAAGACAACAGCUAGUGCUUCCAAACGGUAUUCCCUGUCAAUGGUGAUUCUGUUUGUUGCCUCGGUGGAUGAUACAAUGACCUAUUUGGCAUACUUGGGACAACUCUGACUAUGCCCGCAUGCGACUGUAAAUCCCAGGACCAGCUCUAGAAACCUUUACAGGAGCACUUCUGACGAACCUAGAGAGACGGGCUACAGCCAAAAAGUCGCCGCGCUCGCCGACACAAAGGUGAAGACCACAACUAGGACAACAUCUUAAGAGGCCCAGUACACCCAUGAUAACAUACCAUGACAUACGUAGACGAGACAUGUGUUGGAACAACAAAAUGAGGCAUUUCAGGCUGUAUGUGAACAAAAUGGGUAUCUCGUGCAAAGAAAAGA
Messenger RNA from Colletotrichum navitas, 1123 nucleotides. RefSeq lists its product as uncharacterized. Lineage: Eukaryota; Fungi; Ascomycota; Sordariomycetes; Glomerellales; Glomerellaceae. The transcript has 2 exons. The record is from RefSeq and is a predicted model, not a curated record. Bases 32 to 757 code for a protein of 241 amino acids.